AUGAGUUCGGUGAUGAUGAAAGAUGAACGGAGGCGAGUAGAAGAAGAAGAAGAUAACGGCAAAUCUGAAGUCGUAAGGACGGUGACGGAGGAAGAGGUUGAUGAGUUUUUCAAGAUAUUACGGAGAGUACACGUGGCGGCACGAACGGCUGCGAAAGUUAACGGCGGUGAUGAUUAUGAUGAUGAGCGAGGGUUACUACCGUCUAAGAAGAGGAAACGGAGUCAGAGUAGUAACGGCGUUCGUGAUCGGAUCAAUCGGGUCGGGUCACUGGGUUUGGAUUUGGAUCUGAACUGUAAACCGGAACCAGACGGCGUUAAUUUGCCUUGUAGUCCUUCUACUUUACGUCCAAUAAUUAAAUUUUAA
Molecule: messenger RNA, 363 nt
Organism: Camelina sativa (false flax)
Lineage: Eukaryota; Viridiplantae; Streptophyta; Magnoliopsida; Brassicales; Brassicaceae
Product: protein NIM1-INTERACTING 2
Biological process (GO): regulation of systemic acquired resistance
Source: RefSeq, a predicted model, not a curated record